Messenger RNA from Monosiga brevicollis MX1, 1155 nucleotides. RefSeq lists its product as uncharacterized. Gene Ontology annotation, biological process: amino acid transmembrane transport. Bases 1 to 1155 code for a protein of 384 amino acids. The record is from RefSeq and is a predicted model, not a curated record. Lineage: Eukaryota; Choanoflagellata; Craspedida; Salpingoecidae. The transcript is spliced from 3 exons.
AUGGCGGGGGCAGGCGAUGAAGCGGGGGGCGGCAUGUCAGCGAUGCAGAUGCUGUAUUGCUUCUUUGUCUCCAUCGCCACGAUCCUGGGCACUGGCAUUCUGGCAUUGCCUGUCAAGCUGUACGAGACUGGAUUCAAGCCCUUCAUGCUCACCUUCACGCUCACGCUGGUGGUGCAGACCGCCACCGUCUUCCUCAUGGCCGAGGUCUUGCAGCGGGCGUCCUUGAUCCUCCAGCAGCGACGCUCGCACGAUCGAGACACGAAAAAGCUUUUACCUGCGGCGCAAGGCCACCAAGUGGCCCCAGCUGCCAGUGCUAGCGACGAUGACGAGGACAAUGAGGGCUCCGCGAGUGCCGCUGCCAGGCGACACAAGGGCACACAAAACGAGGACCAGGCUGACGACAUUCGCGUUGAGGUUCGGGACCGGAGCCAUCCUGAUGACCAACCGGGCGCCCCGAGCCUGCAUGCCUUGGCUACCAUCUAUUUGGAUGGUCUCGGUGCUCGAAUUUUCACUGGCUCCGCCAUUGUGCACUUUCUCUCCAUCCUCGUCAGCUACGCCCUGGCUUGGUCCAAAGCUUUUUGCUCCAUGGUCAACUGCCAACCAACCGCGGUCAUUGCACCCUUUGUCAUCUUCUUCAGCACGGGCAUCAUCAUCUUUAACCGCCAGCUUCAACCCCUCAUCACGGCUCUCACCUUUUUCAAAUGCGUCAUGCUCAUCGUCAUGGUGGCGGUCGUCGGCUACGUCGGCUCUCAAACCUCCACAGCCCCAACAGCGGAUUGGGCAGCUACGGGGACGCCCUUUUUGAUUGGCACGCUGGCGCUGGGGGGCGUGGUCAACGUCAUGCCUGUCCUCUACGAUGGCAUCCCAAAGUCGCGCCUUGCUCUCAAUCAGUUUCAAUGGAGCGUCGCCGCCGGUGUUGUGGCGUGCUGGGUGAUGAAUGUGCUCUGGGCUUUCUUCAUUCUCCAGAUCGUUCCCCAGGCCGGUACCGGUCCCUGCCAUCAACAAAGCCCUGGUGGCAACAUCACCCUGACUUGUGCCAACGACAACGACGAGAUCAGCACCCAGCCCAUUGUUGAUAUCAUGCAGCGCUCCUACCACCACCUGCUCUGGCUGGCCCAGCUUGUGGCUUCCUUCAUCUUGCUGUCCAUCACGUAA